AUGUCCGAAACAAUCACUUCACCACAGCCAGAAGCAAGUACAAGUGCAGGUACGAGUCACGAUGCGGUCCCCGCUCGGACCACCGGACGAACGCGAGUGAAAUCGCAGAGGGUAUUAGAGGCCGAAGAGACUAAACGAUAUCUUCACAAGCAGGCGCAGGCGCAAUCACAGGCCGAGGAAGUGGUCUCAGCACUCGAGAAACCUGCAUCAAAGUCGAAAUCACAAGCGAAAGGGAAGAAGAGCAAAGGCAAGAAAGUAGCUGAAGGACAGGUAUAUUGCAUCUGUAAGACCGAUAAUGAUGGGCCGAUGAUCGAAUGUGGAGAAUGUAAUGAUUGGUAUCAUUUCAAUUGCAUGGGUUUGACCGAUGACGAAGCCGAGAAAAUCCAUGUGUAUGUGUGUCCUGAAUGUACUGAGACUACAAAUAAGAAGACGACCUAUAAGUACGACAUCUCGACGUUCCCUUCCCCUUCACCCCCACCAGGUGUAAUCCCAACCAAGAGGAAGUCUUCCAAACAGAAACAAGAACAAAAACAAAAACAGCCAAAAGCUACUCGUACACCCUCUCAAACUUCCGACGUCGUAUCGUCCUCAGGUUCAGAAUCAGAAGCGGAAAUCGUCCAUUCCUCAUCUUCUCGUCAUUCGUCAGUCCAACCCACCCCUCCUCCUCAAAGUAAGAAACCUCGAACAUCGAUAUCCGCCGACAUAAAGCGUAAACCAUCCGUCGCAAUUGAUCGAAAACCCUCAAUUGACAGUAAACCUUCGAGCGGUAGUGGGAUAUCAGGCUUACCACCAGUCCGGAAAUAUGUCAGAGAGAAAUUCAUACCUUUGUUUACCAAAGUUUUCGGUAAUACUACUCCCCACGAGAAGAUCGAGAGGUUCAGUGCGGAAGUAGAAGAUGGUAUAUAUAGCAAUUUUAAGGAUGUAGUUAAUGGUAAAGAAAUUGCUGGAACUAGGUAUAAAACUCAAUUCAACUUACUUUCAUCCUCAAUCGCUCGAGGUCUUCGUCCAGACUUAAUCGCAUCUAUAACCUCUCAUACGCUCAUCCCACUUCAGAUAGCUACAUUGACCUCAGCAGAUCUAGCAAGUGAAGAACAGCGGGCUGCUAUCCAAAGAGCCAAACAAUCCGUGUUGGAACAAACGGUAAAAUCGAAAUCUGAUUCGGAACCUUCUUCAUCUAUAAGAUUGGGCAGAGAUGGAUUUGAAAAAGUUGAGAAUGCACAUGAGAAGGAGAUGAUCCUUUUAGCUCAACAGGAAGAAUUGGCCAGAUUGAAGGCUGAAGAAGAUAAGAAACGAGAAUUGGAAAAGAUUAAUAAUCCCUCUUCGGACGUAUCGGUAUCGGUAUCUGAGAAGUCACCAAUGACGAAAGACCAACCGAAAUUUAAAGUUGAACAUAAAAGAUCUGAAUCGAUUGAUACCAAUACGAUUCUACCUUCUCCGCUCAGGCAGACUUCAUUAAUUGUCAACUCGGCUUGGAACAAGGAUCGUGAUCGUGAGGAGAAUGAUGAUGAUAAUGCGAAUAGAGAAGAAACUUUCAAUGUUGAUCAGAGUAAUUUGGAUUUGAGUGAUAUAAUAGGUGAUACAGAUAUGGAGAUAGAUGAUGAAUUGAAUGAUAAACCUGAAGAAGUAAAAAAAAGUGAGAUUGAGGUAUUUGAAUCGAAAGAAAUCCUAUGGUCAGGAGGUAUUGUCAACCCUGCGAAUUUAUCCAAGAUUAUCCCUCCAAUGAGUCUCCGACUAACAUGUCGUCCAUCUUCUUCCUCUUCCACUUCUAUCGACUGGAAUGUGUUACUACCUCAUAAAACCAUCGAAAUCACCGGUAGAGUACCUACCGCGAACUCCCUCCAAUACUUAAGUGAUAUGCGAUUAAAUCCAACCAAGGAGUUGAUCACCAUUGCGUUUAGUUUGGAUGGAAGUGCGAAAGAUGAAGAGAUUUUAACGUGGGAGGAGAUGGUAGAUUAUCAUAUCUCGAGGGAUCGUCAUGCGAUUUAUCUUCCAUACGGUUCUCAUCCCCCUCAAGGAGCAGCGAAAGAAUUAUACCUAAUUCCUCUCAGACCGCAAGAUGAUUCUCCUGAAUUUACAGAAUUGAUCGAUGGGUAUUCACUUCCAAAGAAGGGUAGAUCCACAUCGGUAUUUCUAGGUAUUUUCAUUUUUAAUAAAUCCAGCACACCUACACCUGCACCUGCAGCAAGACCACCUCAACCUCAACCCCAACCCCAGUCUACACCUAGUUCAGCUUCAGGUUUAGGUGUACCGGUCAUUCAAAAUGAUCAACUUCAAGCUCUCAUGGCUAGUCUCAACCCUACAGCACUCCAAAGUCUAGUAGGCGGUAUCACUCCGACACCUAUACCUACGGGUGGGUCUACUCCGCCAAUAGUCGCGGGCGGUACGAUGCCUACGCAGUAUCCUGUCAGUCAAUAUCCCUAUCAAAAUCAGUACCCACAACAACAACAGCAACAAGGUUAUUUACCUUACCCUCCUUCAUCUGGUGGGUAUACACCCCAACCUCCAUCGGGACCGACUAGAGAUUGGAGGGACAGAGAAAGGGAAAGGGAAAGAGAAGGUGGGAGUGGAAGAGAUCCGAGGAAAAGAGAUAAUGGUUGGGGAAAUAGAGACAGAGAUAGGGAUAGAAGGUAUUAA
Molecule: messenger RNA, 2634 nt
Organism: Kwoniella mangroviensis CBS 8507
Lineage: Eukaryota; Fungi; Basidiomycota; Tremellomycetes; Tremellales; Cryptococcaceae
Exons: 8
Coding region: 1-2634 (877 amino acids)
Biological process (GO): DNA-templated transcription
Cellular component (GO): Set1C/COMPASS complex
Source: RefSeq, a predicted model, not a curated record